Messenger RNA from Lentinula edodes (shiitake mushroom), 261 nucleotides. RefSeq lists its product as uncharacterized. The transcript has 2 exons. The coding region runs from base 1 to 261 and encodes 86 amino acids. The record is from RefSeq and is a predicted model, not a curated record. Lineage: Eukaryota; Fungi; Basidiomycota; Agaricomycetes; Agaricales; Omphalotaceae.
AUGCGUCUCACAAACGUCCUCGUACCUGUCCUGUCAGUCCUCGCAGGACUACAAGGUGCAAAAGCAGGUCUUAUCGCGUACGGGCUUUGCCAGACUGGAUGCAACACCGUCGCGGGCGCCUGUUACGCUGCCGCAGGAUUCACCUUUGGCACGGUCAUCGCUGCGCCUGCUACACCUGCUGUUAUCUUGGGGUGUAAUGCGGCCCUUGGGACUUGUUCUGCCAUGUGUGCUACCGUGGCUCUUCUAGCCCCGACCCCUUGA